AGGCACCAGCGUGCGCUCCGUGGAUGCGCUCGAACCUCACGCAGUGAUAUUCAAAUAACCGAAUUUUUAACCUACAGUUGAUUGCUUGCGUAAUAUGUCGACAGAACGUUAACUUGCGUUUGCAUUUAUUUUACAGUCAUUUAUUUUAUACGUUUAUAUAAUCUGCAUUGCGCUCCUGGAGAAGUUCGGUCUUGAACUGUAUUCGGUCUUGAACUUGAAGAGUAUUUUGGGGCUAAAUGUAAACGCAUAGUUGUUAUGGAGACAUUAUGAAAGGCAAAGACAUGUAAUGCACUAUAUUACGCGCUGCAAUUUUAAUGUUAACUACACAGAUAUCUACUACAAUGUCACAGGCUGAGGUUGACAUGGCUAGUCUUGGCUUCCCGAAGUUGCCUGCUGGUUUUGACGCGGACUCGUUCUUCCCAGCGCGCCUGCCGCCGAGGCGGAGGAGACACUCGGCGAACUCCAGGAGAAAUUCCUACAGGUUUAACAAACUCCACACCAUGGAUGUUGAGCCCCAAGAGAGCAUUGCAUCUCUGACAAAAACUCUUUCGUGGUCAGCCGACAAUAUUUUAUCGGAAAGUACCAACGAGGAGAAAAAGACAGACUCUUCUCCUCCAGUGUCACUUGCCUCCAGCUCUCCACCUGAGACGCAAGACUCGGACCCGCGACCCGCUGAUACCUGGGCCACCGAGGAGCCCAGCGCGCAGGAGGCUGAUGCCAGCUCGGACUCCGAUGAUGAAAGCACCGAGAAGAAAGCUGUUUUGUCAAGAGCCCUGUUUGAGAGUAAACGCGAGCAGGAGGAAAAGGAUGAGGUUGAGACUAAAGCUGUGGCGACUUCACCUGAUGGAAGAUUUCUGAAAUUCAACAUUGAGAUCGGAAGGGGGUCCUUUAAGACAGUCUACAAAGGAUUGGAUACGGAGACCACCGUGGAGGUUGCUUGGUGUGAACUGCAGACCCGAAGGCUGACGAAAGUGGAACGGCAGCGGUUCAGUGAAGAGGUGGAGAUGCUGAAGUGCCUGCAGCAUCCAAACAUUGUCCGUUUCUACGACUCCUGGAAGUCCACCAUGAAAGGACACAAGUGCAUCAUCCUUGUGACGGAACUCAUGACGUCAGGGACACUGAAGACGUACCUGAAAAGGUUCAAAGAGAUGAAGCUGAAGCUUCUCCAGCGUUGGAGUCAUCAGAUCCUGAAGGGCCUUCAUUUCCUGCACACCCGAACACCACCCAUAAUCCACCGAGACCUUAAAUGUGACAACAUUUUCAUCACUGGCCCCACUGGAUAUGUUAAGAUUGGUGAUUUGGGUCUAGCUACUCUCAAGAGUGCCUCAUUUGCCAAGAGUGUCAUUGGAACACCAGAGUUUAUGGCUCCAGAGAUGUAUGAGGAGAAAUAUGACGAAGCUGUGGAUGUUUAUGCCUUUGGCAUGUGCAUCCUGGAGAUGACCACAUCAGAGUACCCUUAUUCAGAGUGUCAAAACGCUGCGCAGAUCUACCGCAAAGUCACUAGUGGCAUGAAACCAGACAGUUUUUACAAAGUGAAAGUUCCUGAACUGAAAGAGAUCAUUGAGGGAUGCAUUCGGAUGAACAAAGACGAAAGGUACACUAUCCAGGACCUGUUAGAGCACACCUUCUUCCAGGAGAAUAAUGGUGUCCAUGUCGAAUUGGCUGAGGAGGAUGACAUGGUGAAGUCUGGCCUUAAACUCUGGCUUCGAAUGGAUGACACCAAGAAGCUCCAUGGCAAAUAUAAGGACAACAACGCCAUUGAGUUCCUGUUUGAACUCUACAAGGACGUCCCAGAAGAAGUGGCUCAGGAGAUGGUUGUUCUUGGAUUUGUCUGUGAGGCAGACUACAAACUGGUGGCCAAAGCCAUCCGUGACCGUGUCACCGCCAUCAAGCGCCAACGAGAAAAGCUCCGUCGACAGGCAGAAGAGGCCCAGAGACGGCGACAAGAGGAGGUGAUUGAGGAGGAACCCGAACCUAGUCUUGAAGCCGAACCUUCAGUUUCUAACCCACCUGCUCCUAAACCUCCUGUAGAGACGCCCGUAUCCACCCCUACUCAAGCUCCGCCCACUGUCACAGUGUCAGGCCCCAUUUCCCUGUCUGCAAAUGAAUCUCUGGACUCUGGCUUUAACGCUAGCUUUGCCACUGAACUCGAGGAGCCAGACGCGGACCAGCGGCAGCAUUUCAACAUACGUCACGCCAGCUACUCAUCAGCAACGUCUGACUGUGAGACGGAUGGAUAUCUCAGCUCCUCUGGGCUUCAGGAACCUUCAGAAGCUCGAGUUCCUGUGGCAAACCAACCCUCCACAGCUCCACAACCAACCAGUGGAGCCCCUCGCGUGGAAACCCCACCCAUUGAAGCUCCACCCACUGAAGCCCCUCCCACUCCAGCUGCAGCGAUCCCAGCUCUCCGUUUCCCCUCGAGCAUUGCUGUGUCCCAAAACACAGAGAGGGCCCAGUCAGGAAAUAACAGUGGUUUUUCCUCUCCUGUCGACAGCUACGCUUCUGAUGUUACCUCUGGUUUGAGUGACGGAAACGAGGGUCUUUCGGAGAGAGGAGGGAAAGGUCAGAACAAACGCACCGGAACCAAGCUGCUCAGGAAGAGGGCUCGCUCACGGCUACGCAUCACUGGGCUGUCAGAUAAAGUAGACCGGGUUGUAGAGUGUCAACUACAGACCCAUAACAGCAAGAUGGUGACAUUUAAAUUCGAUCUGGAUGGAGACAACCCAGAAGAAAUGGCUGCAGUAAUGGUACAUAAUGAGUUUAUUCUACCUGGGGAGAGAGAGGGAUUCAUCCACCGCAUGAGGGACAUCAUCCGUCGGGCAGAGGCCCUGAUGAGGAGAGAGCCUUUGGAACCACUCAGUCCCAGAGACACUGCUCGUCUGCCUUGUCUGAGUGGAGUUGGCUCACUGUCUGCCUCACAGCCCAAUCUCCACACGCAGGGCCUCGCUCGCACACACUCCUCCUCCUCGUUGCCAGAUUAUGCUGCUGCCAGUAUAGGGCCAGUGACCCGGGGUUCCUCACCUACACUGAGUGCCGACUUUUACGUUGAUCCCGAUGCCAUUCCACCCGUCCGGCCCCUGCGUUCACAAUCCUUCCACACUACAGGUUCCUCCCAGACCUAUCAGUCUACGCUCAACUACCCACAGUACUCCCACCCCGAACUUCUGCCACAUCUCCUGCCAAAUCAGAUGUCUGCCAUGCCCCCUCAACUCCCCAAACCACCUUAUGUUCAAAACACCCACUUUGCCUACCCCUACCAAAUGGAUCACGCCUCCCUCAAGAGCCCCCUCAACCCAAGUCCGCUCACUCGUGUCCCCAGCAACCCAAACUUCUAUUCCUCCUCUUCGUCCUCUUCUGUUGUUUCACCGGUUCAGCAGUCCAUCGAGAUGCCACCUCAAGCUGAAACCAACACUCUGCCACUUUCAGUUGCCCCUCCACCUGGUCCGCAAGCUGCAGGCAUGUGGCCGCCACAUUCCCAGCAGCCCUUUAUUUCGCUGGCCAAUGUUCUUUCUCUGGCUAUGAACUUUGCACAGUCCUUUAUACCCCCUGGAUCCAUCCCUCAAGGUUUCCACCCGCAAAUGACCCCUCAACCAGGGUAUGGCCCUAUGUAUCCAGCUCAGCAUGCGAGUAUGAGCAACGCUGAUGCUCCAUACCACCAGGGGGCACCGAGUGGCCAGUAUAUGGAUAUGUACCAAUAUCCUGAUGCUUAUAUGCAGAUUCUGACACCAGUUCCUGAACCUCAAGAACGAGGCCAAACAGCAUCUCCACCAGUAGUCCCUCUUAGAGAGCAGAGAACAGGCAUGGCCCCUGAGAUUAAACAGCCCAUAAACCCAAACCCCACAAACCCAAGCUCUUCUCCAGGGUCCAGAAGUAGCCCACUGGCAGGGAGCCAGUCUAACCUCAUUGGGCAGCUCAGAGAGCAGGCAGACAGUUCAACAUCAAGCUCCUGCACCCCAUCCAGCACAAGCUCACCAGCAUCCUCCACAUCCCCCAGCCCGCAAAACACUGUAAGUAUCGAAAUACAACACACACAAAACAACUUUUAA
Messenger RNA from Sinocyclocheilus grahami, 4046 nucleotides. RefSeq names its product serine/threonine-protein kinase WNK4-like. The transcript has 15 exons. The record is from RefSeq and is a predicted model, not a curated record. The coding region runs from base 315 to 4046 and encodes 1243 amino acids. Gene Ontology annotation, molecular function: protein serine/threonine kinase activity; ATP binding. Gene Ontology annotation, biological process: protein phosphorylation. Lineage: Eukaryota; Metazoa; Chordata; Actinopteri; Cypriniformes; Cyprinidae.